Molecule: messenger RNA, 1839 nt
Organism: Naumovozyma castellii
Lineage: Eukaryota; Fungi; Ascomycota; Saccharomycetes; Saccharomycetales; Saccharomycetaceae
Gene: MUB1
Product: MYND-type zinc finger protein MUB1
Exons: 1
Coding region: 1-1839 (612 amino acids)
Source: RefSeq, a predicted model, not a curated record
AUGCGAGAUUCUAAUCAUCGAUCAGUAACGUCAAAUAAACCGGUAAUAGUUAUUACAUCUACCUCAUACGAUAGACGGGCUUUGGAUGUAAAUUCCGAUAGACCAUUAGUCAGUUCCUUAAAUCAUCUAACAUAUCAAGUUUGCAAUUCGGUAAAAAUACGAGAAACUAUAGCCAAUGAUGGCGCCAUGGAUAGAAUUGUCUCCAUCUUAAGAAGUUGCCAUUUUUCACUCUAUGAACUUUUAGAUUUACCUCUAAGACAUGUUAGUAAUCACAAGAUGGCUCAAGAUAUAUGGAAGAAGAAGAAACAAGCCCUAAUGGGGUGGAAAUGGUUACUGGGAUUACAAUGUUUGGUAUUAACAGGGACAAGGGGACCGGAAGAUAUCAGAAGAAAGGUCUUCCAUGCAGGAAUAAUUCCUAUAUUAGCAACAAUCUUAGAUAAUUACCUAUUAUACCACAAGAACUAUGAUUAUAUGAAGGGGGAACCAUUGAGUUUUGAUUUCAAAGCCUUGGAUACUGAACAAAUGUUUCAUUUUUUAAGAGUUGAUAAAAAUGAAACUUAUGAAGAUUAUCUAGAAUUCGUGGUUGGUAAGGAUUUGUUCCGAUUGUCUGAUGACGAUGAUUUCAUUAACGAAGAAUUACUACGGGAUGAAAAGAUAAAUCCUUCCGAUUUUGGUGAUGUUUGGUCGAUCUUCACCUCCAAAGACGGUGAAAAUCCCUUUAUGGAUGAGGAUAACGCAUAUUAUAAGUCAAAUUUCCCAAUACCACGUGAGUUUUACCUAGGGAGGAUUGUCCCCAAACUGGAUGAUAUUUUAUGGUCUCUUCAAUUGCUAGCAUUCCUAUCUAAAUACUCAUACACGCGGAGAGAAUUGCAAAGUAGCGAAUUUGUGGAACGAUUAUCAUUCAGGGGAAUGAUUAACAGAGCUAGAAGUAGAUUAUCUGGUAUAUACAAAGGUAAUAUUGUUGGGGCACACUACACGCCGUCUCUCCUGAAGGAGAAAUCUCCAUCUCCAGAACUGGGAUUCCCUGACAUGUACAAUUUUGAAGGUAAAAAUGAUAUCCAUGAAUCGUUAAGCCAACCUACUACUGAUAAAUUUUUGGAGGAAUUACUAGAUGUUAAAAGAAAAUGUGCCGAAAUAUCUGCAAAAACUGAUGGUGAGAAUGAACUCCUGAAUAGGAAUCCAUACGAACAACUUAAUAUUCAAAUAUCAACUAACAACUCCUCUGACAGACAUGUUCAAGAAUCCCAGUUGAUAGAUAAUUUCAAUGCUAAUUGGAAUUACCGGGAUCUUUGCAAAGAUUUAGAUGAAGAUACAUGGAAUCAUAUUCAAAAGAAGGAACCAAUAAACCUAUUUCCUUUAGUGGAAAAUUUCACUCCUGGCAAUAGUAAUCCGAAAGAUGUAGUAUACUGGAGUUCAGUAAUUAUGAGAAAUUCAUGCAGAAAAGAUGAAGAAAAGGGAGUUCGCCAGUGCGCUAACUUUGCUUGCGGUAAAUGGGAAGAAUAUCCAAAGCAAUUUGCCAAAUGCCGCCGGUGUAAAAGUACUAAAUAUUGUUCGAGGGCUUGUCAGUUGAAGUCUUGGAAAUUUCAUCGGUACUGGUGCAAUGAAACAAAGCUUCCAUCUCAAGGCAACUCAACUACUACUGAGAGCCCGUCAACAAAUACCACCCAGACAGAACCAACGAUGGCAAGUGGAGCUGAAACUAUUAGUACGCAUAGUGCGACGGCUGUAAGGUCUGUGCAGCGUAUCGCAAAUAAUCAUAGUACUCUACUGGAUAAUGUAGAUGAAACCACUGAACCACCACCUGAAUCAAAUAAUAUGACUCUGAAUAUGGACCACUAA